Balaenoptera acutorostrata (minke whale) is the source of this 1530-nucleotide messenger RNA. RefSeq lists its product as uncharacterized. NCBI's taxonomy places the organism in Eukaryota, Metazoa, Chordata, Mammalia, Artiodactyla, Balaenopteridae. The transcript has 3 exons. The record is from RefSeq and is a predicted model, not a curated record. Bases 30 to 686 code for a protein of 218 amino acids.
GCAGCUGCCGCGCGGCGCCGCCCCUGUGGAUGCGCGCGGUGCGCCGGAGCCCCCAGCCGCCUCAGGAGCGGGACGUCGCCUCCGCCUCCGCGCGCCCGCGGUCCGGCAGGAAGCUCGUGUCCACGGCCGCGUCCUUGCCCUCGGGGUCGCCCCCCUCGGGGUCCUCGUCGCCGUCGUCGGGCGGGAAGGACAGGCCGCAGAUCCGGCGCCGCCGCCGCCGCCGCCGUUCGCGCUGCGGCCGCUGCCUCUCGCGCUGGGGCACCAGGGCCUCGUGCCGCGCCUCCUGUCGUUCGGGGUCGGCAGCCCCACGGUGCUCCGCUUCGGCUCGGCCUCCGCCGCGUCGCAGUGGGCGAGACCUUCCGGCCCACCUUGGCCUUGCUGAAGGUCUCCUCGGUGACGCGCUGCUUCAGGACCUGCAUGUGCUUCUGCUUCUCGCGCUGGCUGAGCGGGUGCAGGGCCCGGCCGGCCCGCGCGUGGAGCCCUGGUACCGAGCCGUCCCGCCCGCCGGCUCCCCCGGGCCACGCGCGCCGCGUGCUCUCGACCCCGGCCUGGGAGCUCCGAGCCACCGCGUGGACUCCGCAGCGGGGAACAGAAGCACGGAGCUCCGGAGGGGCCAGAGUGACAGCUCGGCGAACGGUCCAGAUGGACGCGUUCCAACAGAAUGGAAUGUUCUGGAGCUGCGCUGACCCACGUGCAGCCGUACGGGGCUUAUUGAGCACGAGGCGCUGGUUUUUCACUUUAUUUCAGUUGAUCUAAAUUUCAGUAACCACAUGUGACUGUUGCUCCCAUGCUGGACGGUGCAAGUCUGGGAGCUGCACGUGGACAGGGUUGGUCUGCCCAGCAGACUCUUACCUGUCCUGGUACCCACUCAAGCACGGACAUGCAAGAGUCAGAGCAGCCGGAGAGCCGACCUGCCCUGGACCGGAGCCUGGCUUCGUGUGUGCUGACCGCAGGAAGACAGAGUGUGAGCGAAAAGCCCCUCUCUCCUCAGCCAGCUUACCUUCCACCAGUCUGAAUUCUGAUCUUAGGUGAUAAUCCAACAAGUGGCCGGUAUCCUCCCCUCCCCAGAGUCAGCCCUGCAUGAACACUGAUGGUGGACCAGCGUCUGCAGGGGCCCGGGUUGGGUCCAGGCUGUGUCUCCUGAUGGCCUCAUCACUCAGGGAGCCCUCCAGCAGCCAUCACCGUAUUGUAAACUAGUUGUUCAAGCAAAGCCGCAGGACCUGUCAACCAGACGCCAAAAGGAGCUUCAACCAUAUACAUGUGUUAGCAUACGGUGGUACAUCUUUUGCUUCUCAUCGCAAAGCACCACCUGAAGCCCUGCUUUUGGAAGUAUCGCCAGAGAAGUGAGGGAACGAGACAGAGAACAGAUGAACAACGGUGGCAAGGAGCUCAUGGAGAAAAAGAAAAAGCCAGAGGUCUGCCUAGAAGAGAAGGUAUUCUAGACCACUCAGGGCUGCCCUCCGCCCCCUGCACGCUUGCAGAAGAGGGAAACACGUAGGAAGCAUUCCGACACCACACGGGCACCCUUUU